Stomoxys calcitrans (stable fly) is the source of this 3121-nucleotide messenger RNA. It is a transcript of the gene CTCF, whose product is annotated as transcriptional repressor CTCF. Gene Ontology annotation, cellular component: nucleus. The record is from RefSeq and is a predicted model, not a curated record. Lineage: Eukaryota; Metazoa; Arthropoda; Insecta; Diptera; Muscidae. The coding region runs from base 291 to 2840 and encodes 849 amino acids. The transcript has 6 exons.
GGUGCUCCUCAUCGCAUACAUGACAUACAGCUGCAAUUCAUUCAAGAGGUACUCUUGCGGUCAACUGAGAAAGAAAAAAAAUCAAAAGAAAAUCUUGAAAAUUUGCGUUUGCAUGCUUGAAAUAAUAAUUAAAUAUAAAGAAAUCAAAUUUAAAAUAUUUUGAACUUGGCACUUAGUUUUAUUGCGUAUUGUUGUGUUGCUGUGGCUUUUGCGUUCACGAAAAUUUUGGGCGCAGAAAAUCAAUAACAAAAAGCGCCACCCUACGUUUGUUGUAAAUUGAAUUUUCCAUUAUGGAUGAUACAGCCACUGAAUUGGAGACCUAUUUGGAUGAUUUAGAGAAACAAAUAGAAGAUGAAGAAUACAUUACGGACAAUAAUCAUGAGAAAAGAAUUGAGGAUGACGAUGGUGUUGUUGAGGAGUUGGAAGACAACCAAGCUGAAGAAGAUGAGGAGGAGGAGGAGGGCGUUGAGUCAGAUGACCAUGACAAAGAAGCUCCCAAUAUAAAUGAUGAUGAUUUUCUGGAUGAUGCCGAAUUAGAAACUGGCACCAUUUUCAUGGAUGCCGAAGGCAACUACUACUAUCAGAGUGGUAAAAAGGCUGUACAAGUAAAGCCCGUAACAAAGGCAAAACCCCUUGCAAAAUCUGUGGCUGCUGUUGUCAAGCGUAAAAGGAAAACAACAUCUAGUCCCCAAGGGGCCACUAAACAUAAUAAACUCGAUACCAGUAACAUUUCUACAAAAUCUACCCCUGCUAAGAAGACGCCAUCCACCAAAGCAGACACGUCCCCAAAGACCACCACACCAAAGCAAAAGUCCCAAACAAGCUUGGAAAGAUUCCUAAAGCCCAAAACUCCUAACAGCACAAGUCCCCAUAAAACACGAGUAGCAAGUAAAUCUGUAGAUUCCUCAAUACAAAUCAAACCCGACCCGGAUGAGAAACCUAUCGUUGAAACAAAAACUAGACGUGGCCGACCAAAGGCCAAUAUCACAACGUCGACAAUUAAUGAAAGUGCUAUCACAACUUCGUCUAUUAAUGAAAGUGGUAUUACCGAAGUAAAUGGAGAAGAAGUUUAUAGUUUCAACGAAACGGAAAGGACCAAUGAUGAUCCUGAUUAUACCGUUGAUGAAAAAGAUGCCGAAGUUGGUGCACGCAAAGCCAUAGUCAAGGCAUCUGCUCUAACACCUGAUGCUUCGGGCGAAUACCGAUGUACCACCUGUGAUUAUUCUUCGAAUAAGAAAUUCCUUUUAUCCCGCCAUUUAAAAACUCAUUCCGAAGAGCGUCCAUAUAAGUGUUCUGUUUGCGAACGAGGCUUCAAGACCAAUGUCUCCCUCAUGAAUCACAUCAACACUCAUUUGGGCAAUAAACCACACAAAUGUGAAGACUGUGACAUGGCAUUUACAACAUCCGGGGAGUUGACUAGACAUAGGCGAUAUCGCCAUACCUUGAUUAAGCCUCACAAAUGUACCGAAUGUGAUUACAGUAGCGUGGAAUUUAGUAAACUGAGACGCCAUUUUCGUUGUCAUACCGGCGAAAGACCAUAUCAGUGUCCACACUGCACAUAUGCUUCGCCAGAUACCUUCAAACUGAAACGUCAUAUGCGCACACACACUGGCGAAAAACCCUAUGAAUGCGAUAUCUGUCAUGCUAGAUUUACCCAAUCGAAUUCUUUAAAAUAUCAUCGACUUAUACAUUCGGUUAACGACAAGCCAGUCUUCCAGUGUCAUCUUUGUCCAACGACAUGUGGUCGCAAAAAUGACUUGCGUUUGCACAUUCAAAAAUUGCACAACACCGAAAAGCCGUUUCCUUGCAAGCGUUGUGGCAAAGAAUUACCAGAUCGUUACACGUAUAAGAUGCAUGUGAAGACGCAUGAAGGAGAGAAAUGUUAUAAAUGUUCAUAUUGUCCUUAUGCCUCCAUAUCACAACGACAUUUGGAUACGCAUAUGCUAAUACAUACCGACUCCAAGCCAUUUGUUUGUGAACUUUGCGAGCAAAGUUUCCGUCAAAAACAAUUGCUUAGCCGUCACAUGAAAGUCUAUCACACUGACAACUAUGAACGUCCAAAGCCUCUCAAAAAGGCCCAUGUUUGCCCCCAUUGUGAACGUUCAUUUGCCUUUAAGGGCAAUCUGAUACGUCACAUGGAGGUACAUGAUCCAAAUUCGACAGUAAAUGAAGAGAAAUUGCGUAUUAAAUUGGGUCGCAUGACGCGUGUUAACGCCGAUGGCACUGUAGUUAACUUUAACAACCGUCCCAGUCUGGUGUACAACGAUUAUGAGUUGGGCGAAGGCGAGGAUGUUUUACAGAACCAUGAGGGUGCCGUGGACUAUGAGGACGAAGAAGAAAAUGAUGAAAACAUACAGUAUAUAUAUGAGGAAAUUGAAGAUGAAGAAGUGGAGGCAGAACAUGACGGCCAGGAAAUUGAGUACUAUGAAGAGGUUGAGGAAAAACCACAGGUCCCAGUGGUUAAAAUAGAAAACUAUGCUGCACAUAAGCAAAGUCGCCAUACACCAGAGAGCCAUAUCUUCACUUCAUUCAAAACAGUAUCAGUGAAGAAAGAAGCAGAUUGCACAGAGUUUAUUGACCUCCAAGGGGAAGAUGGUGCAGAUUAUAUGGUCAUCGAACUGGUACAAGAUGGCGAGGAGCAGGAAGGUGAAGUACAAAUGAUUGAAGAGCAAGUAAUCGAAGAGCAAAUAGUAGAAGAAUCUGUUGUAAAAGAACGCAAACCUGUGGUAAAAGCUAAAAAUGAGACCAUAACAGCCUUGAAGGAUUGUUUCGGUUUCGAUGAUGAUGCUGAGGCCGAUGAAGACGAAGAUUUGAAUUCUGAAAAUCAAGAAUAUGCCUAAAUUAAUUAAGCGAAUGGUUUAUUUAUUUAUUUUUUUAAAUGAAAUUUUACUUUAGUGGUUUCAUUUUCCCUAAUUUAAGCACUGUAUAUAGCUAGGUGUAUUUUAUGUGUCAAUUGCCUUUCAGAAGGCACUCAGGUUUAAUUGCUUAUUUUCUUAAUUUUCUCUAGCAAACAAGCCGGAUUAUCGGAUCAAACUCAUAUAUACAGAAAAAGAUUUACUUGAUGGUCAAUAAAACCUAAAUAUGCAAUAUAUUUGUUCAUUUACAAUCUAUUGCCAAUAAU